Molecule: messenger RNA, 411 nt
Organism: Dentiscutata erythropus
Lineage: Eukaryota; Fungi; Glomeromycota; Glomeromycetes; Diversisporales; Gigasporaceae
Source: the annotation of a GenBank genome assembly
AUGUCUUCAAAUAUAUCACUAGAUACUUUCAAAGACUUUCCACCGAUUCAAAAAGCAAUAAAACUAUCAACUGCUUUAGUUUGUGAUCAAAGUGCUCGAAACGUUCAAGAAUGUGUUGACCAACUUAAACAUGCAGUAUAUAGUCAAAUAAUGGAACCUUCUCGCGAUGAAAAACCUCAUCAUUGGCCAACUCUUUGGGCACAUAUGAAAUUUUGUAUGAACGAUCUUAAAUACUGGGAAAUGGGAGCAGGGCAUCCUGCUGAUAGAUUAUCUGAUUCUUAUAUACGCUUAGGGUUAUUGCGUCUGUUUUUUGAAGUGGGUGGGCUUUCGAGAAAAAAACUACUAGAAGGAAUAAUAACUGAUAUUUUGGAAAUACAAGCAGUUGUUGAAAGAAUGAAAGAUAAAAAUUAA